Messenger RNA from Paramuricea clavata, 8762 nucleotides. Lineage: Eukaryota; Metazoa; Cnidaria; Anthozoa; Malacalcyonacea; Plexauridae. The record is from the annotation of a GenBank genome assembly.
UAAUAAUUAAUAUUAAUUCUUAUUAUUAUAAGCUAUACAAAUGAUUUCCAAAAAGGAACAAAUAGAUCGUUGUUGUCAUAUGGCCAAAUCCCAGCGUGAUACAAAUAUCUCUAAAGAUCAGUUAAUAUAAAGCAUAUUUUAUGGUCAUUUUGCAUAAUUUAAUGAGAAUAACUGACAAGCACCAUUAGUUUGCAAAUAUGACAAUGGUCAAUGUUGAAAGUAACGCUAUUUAACUUAUUUCCUAUAAUGUUUCCAUAGAAGUUCUAUAUCAGGCUUUUUAAGAAAAGUGUUUGUAGCAUUUUGUGGACGGCGGAAUAACCUGACAGUAACAACAACAGUCGAGUGAUGACUAUGAUGAGUUAAUCUCGGAAUUAUUAAUAAACAGCAUUAUCAAGCUCCAUUAAUAUUGGUAUGUCGAUGAAUUUAUAUGACAAAUUUAUGUCAUAUUUGUUUAUAGUUAUUGGAUGUAGAAAUAUUGCUUUAGUUGUGUUUAUCGAUUGAAUUUCAAUAAGCUCAUGUGUGAUAUAUACCAACUUAUUAACGCGGUAUUCUAGCCUACAUUUUAAUUAAUUUAUGAGUUUGUGGUUUUCGCGGCAAUUGUAAUAUGGUCGCUGUAAUCACCAUUAUAAUAUAUAAAGCGCUAGUUUCUGUAUAUAUUCAUUUAUCAGCUUUAUCCUACUUUUAUCAUAAACAUUAGUACUUUCAAUUGUCACAUUUUAUCGUGCUUUAUACGUUUAAUUGUCAUGUUUAAAUUCAUGCUAAUGCAUGCUAAUUAUAAUCAAUUCGGAGCAGAAUUCAGCAGCUCGAAUUGGAUCGGAAGAAUAUAUAUCGAUUGUCUAUCUGAUCGACUGAUCUGAUAUUGCAUAUCCAGUCUGAUUGAAAAGAUGACGGUUUCAAUUGAUUUUCAUUCGUAUUUGACACAAAAAUACAAAUUAAAAAUACUUGACGUGUUUUGUGUGAUUCUGGUUAGGGUAUUGUGCUUUAUGUGAUAAAUAAACCUGCCACCGUUGUUAUUUUAUAUUGAGUGCAUGUGGAAACGCUGUGUUGGGUUAUUGAUCGCAUGACAUCACUGACUGAACGUUUUCUUCAUUUCUAUAAUUUAUUUUUGUGCUCUUCAACUUCCGAAGUUUCGAUGGUUCCCUGCUGACAGAGGUUUUGACGGGUGAUGCUUAUGAUAAUAAGUGGUACUUCGUUGUUUAUUGAUUUUUCAAGCUUUAUAUAUUACUUAGGAUUAUUAUGUGGGUCAAGAACAAAGAAAAAUAUAUUAGUGCAUGCCAGUAACAUGAGAAUGUUAUAAUUAACUUAUUUUUCAUCCUGCUCGGUUUCCUUUGUUCUUAUUGGGGAUUGGAAUAUAUUCAAUAUUCCCCUCUAAUCAAUUUCCCUCUAAUAAUCCCCUCUAACAUUCACCUGCAAUGUCUUUGCAGCACAAAAAAUGAGAAAAAAACGUACAACAUCACGAAGGCAAUAUGGCAUUAAGAAUUAUUUCUAUAUAUUCUGACUCAUUAUAGGGUCAUUUAUACGGGACAAAAUAAGACGCGACUUACAUAAGACGCGACUUAAAUAAGACGCGAGUUUGUCGUAUGUAUAAAAGGUACAACAUUCUUAUGUAAGACGUGUCUUGGAUAAGACGCGUCUUACAUAAGAACAGGACUUUUAGCUGUUCUUAUUUAAGUCGCGUCUUAAAUAAGAAAUUUUAGACAAAAAUUCUAACUACACAUGCCCGAAACUUGAAACAACGUAAAAUGAUUAGCCUUGCAUAUUCGAACCUGAAAAACAACCGAAACAACAUUAUAGCUAUAUAUAGCAAGUAAAUAAGAAUAAAUCCGUAGAGAACCAUUUAUGCGAUAGAUAACUCAGCUUAUAUAAGACGCGUCUUAUGUAAGACGCGACUUACUUUGUCCCGUAUAAAUGGCCCUAAUAAAGCGACCUCGCAAUGUGAAAAAUAAGUGCGCGCCGAGGUGAAUAAACACAUAUUCCCGAGGUGCCUCAAAAUAACCUAUGCUUAUAGACACAAAUAUAUAUAGUGUUCUUUGUUCUUCACCCAAAUCACAAUUCCCUAUACCCCCAACUAUCAUGCUACUGUUGAUAUUAAGAGACUACGUACCAAAGCGAGCAUAACAUGCAUCUUUAAUCUUUAUAUUGUUUGCAACUAGUGUCGUAGUGAGGAAUCAGUCUAUAUAUAUAAUGCUUUUGCAUCAUUAAAUUCGGCAGUUCAAAUAGAAACUAUGGAAAAUUUUUAAGGGUUUUUUUUUAUUAUAUUUUAGCAUUUAGCUAUAGGCUUUAGAAAAUGAUGAGAUCAACGAUGCUUAGCUGGUUUUCAAUAUGGAUGUCAUGGUACAUUGUAAUGUUACCUGCAGCAGUUUACUCAGAAAUAGGUUCGUAUAUAAAACAAUGAAUUAAUUGAAGCUGAAAUUAAAAAUCUAUGUAGUUUAAGAGAUUGGCUGCAAUUAAGCUCUUACACUCCUCAUUAAUGUGACAAAUCCGGAUAAAUAAAAAAUGGACGUUAUAGUUUGUCAAACAUGGCUUCGUCUUCGUUGAUCAUGACUAUUCGCUCAUAAGUGUUCUGUAGUUUUAAUGUUUGAUAUUUACAUGUUUUAAAGUUGAAGCUGGCACAUUAAAGUUAAAACCUUUUUGCCCUAUACUUAUGCCUUAUCUAGAAAUAAUUGAAGAUGGUAAUAUGAUAUUCUGGCUAAAACAGGGUUUUAGCUCUGCUGGUAAAGGUGUAGGUGUGAGUAUUUUUAUGUCAAUUUGUCAAAUGACUAUAUGAUAUUAGUAUAUAGGCAGGGACGUCGCAAAACCAUUAACAUCGGGGGGGGGGGGGUCUUGAUAUUUUGACUAAGUUUUGGCGAAUAUUUUGACCAACUCAGGGUCGUCGCUGGCCCCGUUUUAAUGGGGGGAUGGAUGUAUAUAUAAGUGAAAUUACGCCGAGUCAUGUCAACCACUAAUUAAUAUUUCUCUUCCCAAAAUUGUUGGCGAGGGAGUUGGCGAUGGGGGAGGGGGGAGGCAAUACAUUUUCUCCCGUCAUUAUCUUUCUGUUAAAGUUAUUUGGUUAAAUUUUCCUUAUUUUUCUCCUUAAAUUCCCAAAGCGAAACAGGGAAGGUUCAUUCUGUUAAUUCGUGCCAUGUUGCUCAAUACGUAAUUUGGUUUUCGAUACAUUCGCACUUUUAUCUUUUCUAAUUUCGUUUGUAAUUUCCAGUUGGACCAACUUUUUGAACCCAAAAAUUAUUAAUGGGUUUUACACCCCCGGUAGCGACACGUCCCUGUACACAGCUAGCCUUAAACGCUAACAUGGGCAUCCUUGUUACCAGAGUUUCUAGGAUAAUCAGAAGCCCUGGGACUGCGGAUGUAAGAAGCACGAGGGGUUCUAAAAAGGAUGGGGUGUGACAAGGCGUGGGUAUGACAACAUGAUGAACAUGCAUGAAAAAUAUCAGAAUUUGUUUUUGGUUCUUGACGUACCAAUUCUUCGCUUAAAUGAAGGAAGUAUUUAACUUGAGAUUAAAGACAUACCAAAGCUAUUUCAUGUUAGAGCCACAUAAAUUGUCUAGUAGUGGGAAUAAAGUGAUCGAGUAUAGGGAUUCCAAAAUCAUAACUGGAAAUUUCUAAAUGUCAACAUCACAGUUCCAAAGAACGUUUCAGUGAAGAUGUGAUUAUGCAAACUACAAAACUGUAGGGGGCUUACCCUUUCCAAAUCAACCUGAAAUUAUAACAGCCCCCUGAGCCCCCACACUGCACUCUGGUUUAAUAUUCAGUAAAAAAUAGUGCAAUUGCUAUACUAAUCCAUAAAUUUGAUUUGCUCGAACUCUGACAAACGUAGAAAGACUAGAAAGGACGUAACGCUUAUUUUCUGUACAUUCUAUACAGCACAUUUAGUAAUUACUACCUAAAAAUAUUUUACCUGCCACUGAAUAAACUAUUUUCCCUUUUUUAAGUGGGGAAAGAAUGGCAAAACUUGUGGUCUUGGAGAAUACGCAGACUUUUGGUUUAUCACACCUCAUGUUAAUUUGGAAACAACAUUUGCUGAAGUUGUCUAUGUGGAUAUAGAAGCUGAACUUAAUACCCAGUGUUUUAAUGAAGGUCUUCGCAGUUAUUCCCCAUGUUACUCCAAUAAAUUUGAGGUUUACGCAUACCAUGGAAAAGAUCGUAUAUCUGAGGGAAAUAUUUUGGAUAUCUUUUCUCAGUCACUCUAUAAUAUUACCAAUAAUACUAAUUUAGCAAAGGCAAACUUGACCAGAAGUACUCAAACGACAUUUUUCUUUCCUCAAAAUAACUCAGGUGUGACAUUUGCAGUGCGAUCCAGAGGAGCAUGUGGGAAAAUAUUCAGAAUAAAAAUGUAUUAUUACGUAUGCAAGGGAAAAAUUAUUAAGAAUAUAAAAUUUGAAAGAACUUUAUCGCCUGCCAAAGGAGUUAAAAACGUUACAGCAAAUUGUUCAGAAAACUCGAUACCUUCACAAAAUGCCGCAAGUUUUAAAGGAUAUUGUUAUCCAAAUGGAUCUUGGAGAAUAUCUUUAGAUGAUAAUAUCGAGUGCUUAUGUGUUGAAGGAUAUACGCUUAAUAAAAGAGAUGGAUCGUGUUCGAGUAAGUUACAUGUUUAUUGUAGUCUUAGGUGUAGUAUUUUGCGAUAUCUUUUCUGAUAACUGCAGGUUUUUGUGUCAUAUAGUCAGUUUGUAGAUUCCUCAGUCCUGGUUUGAAGAUCAGUAACUUUCAUAGAAUUCACGCCGAGUUAGUUUUUGCUCUGACUAAGAAAAAUUAAACGAUGCGGAAAUGAGUGCAUAAUAUAGUUCUUUCGAUAUCAGUAUAUAUCAUAUAAUCUUCACAAAACCUUAACGAAAACAUUUAGACUUUAGUUGUUUAUUUAACUGACAUCUCGUACUAUAAUUUAUAAUUGAUUUAUAUUUAAGCGCCCUCAUUUAUUCGUUUGCCGAAUACUUUGAUUUUGUUCAUAAUCUUCAUGUAUUAUUCGAUGCUUUUACUAUUGAUCUACUAUAGGUUGUUCAAAUACUAGUUACAAAACGGGCAUUUCAAACGACGAUUGUACCGAAUGUCCAAUGAACACUGUUAGUAGUAAUGUGAAAAGAGCCAGCUGUGUUUGUAAAGAUGGUUAUUAUAAAACUUCUUCUGACAAAUCUGAAGUAUCACCUUGUUAUGGUAAGUUGGCCGAUUGUAUUUGGUUAUUCUUAUUACUAAAUUUGUAAAAUGACCUACCAGUAUUAUUGUCUCAGAUGCCGCCAUGCAGGCCUAGAAAACUAGUUUUGUUAAACUUUUCCUUGACCUUUCUGGACGUUGCCACCAGGCCCCGACCAAAGCAAGCACCCCCCUUCAGAUAUUUACCCACCCCUCCCCCCGAACGUAGAUAACGUGUGUACUUUCUGAGGGGCAAGAGAAUUUAUGAGUCCGAGUUCGAUGAGCUCAAGCCCUAGCGUUGGACGUUAUGAUCAGGGGUGAGGGACUAGGGUUGGUUAAAUAAGGCGUUAGGAGUCGUUAGAGAUGAGAUCAGGGAUGAGAUUGGAUGAGAUUUAAAAGCUUUAUGUAUAAUUUUUGUUGCUAGUAUGUAUUUUAUUACGCCUGGCAGGCUUCAAACUCGAUGUUAAAUUCCAAUUUGAAAUCAACUGAGAGGAAGUCAAACUUUUUCUAAUAAACGUACGGCGGAACCAACUAACUACAGAGUCGCGCAGAACAACAGAAAGAUGAUGAAUCCAUCACAUGGAUCAUGCCUUCGGAUACCUCAUCGUUAUACGCAUAACCCAAUAGCCUGAUUGGUCUCACUUGCCUAUACAAUCGGUCUCAUUGGCUAUCGCAGUUUUGAUUCAGCUGUUUUAGGAUCACAUAUUUCUAUAAAUUUUAUAGUUCCAGCUCUGCCAGAAAUCAGAGAGAAACCCAGAACAAGACUUAUUGCAUAUGGUGUUGAAUUAUCGUGGACAGCACCAAAAAACAGCCUAAAUGAAAUUAUCUUGUACAACGUCACAUGUUUUAUAUGUAGCCAGAGCAUUUGUAAUAUUCCAUGUCUGAACGAGACAUACGAUCCUGGCUGGAACAACUUGAGGCAGACUCUGGUCACUGUGUCCAACCUUAUCGCCGGCGAAAAAUACGUAUUCAGAGUGUAUGUUAGUGUGAAAGACGUGGUUCCAGAAGGUGAAUGGCGCUAUAUUGAAACAGAUCGUGUACAAGUUACUUCAGGUAAGGAGCUGUACUCUUUGGAAAUAUAAUCUUUUCUAGCCCUUUUUACAGUACCCCUAACUUUAAUACGUAGGAUUUCAGUAUUUUUGAGUUCGUUGAUAGAAAUAACUAUAAUUUUUUCUUAUCGUUAAAGAUUCAGUCAAGGAAACAACAGAUUGUACAGAUGACUCUGGCAUAAUCAUUAACUAUAUUAUCAUAGCGACAACAGUGGCUGGCGUAUUUCUUAGCAUCAUAAUUGUUUUACUUGUGAAAUACAAACGACUAAAGCGGGCUUUAAGGCUAUUAACUCAUGUCGAUAUCCCACUGAAGGCAGUGGACACUCCACAAGAAUCAUUGCCAAUUGAUCAGGUAAGUCAUUUACAAAUUGUUAAGUCCGAACUGGUUGAGCUAUACAGUAUAAGUAAAGUAAGUUAGUUUAGUUUGUAAACUCUGCUUCGAGCGUUGGAUGAAACAUGCAGGUUGUUGUGGCAAAUUUUUGAGGUAAAAGCUAUAUGAAUAUAAAUGUAUAUGUAAAACAUAAUAUAUAAACAUACAUAUAUAAACUAUUCAAAUCAAUUGCUUGCACGAUUUUGGUCUCUUAAUUACUGGCUGCAGGAAUUAUUUUCCCAGUCAUUUUUCUUUGCAUGUUUUUUGUCUAACUAUACCCCACCACAUCCACCGAUCCUGGGAUUUCUAAUCGUCCUCCCCUAAAUCGUUAUCAUUAACAGGAGGGGCCAGGUUACGAAACUGUCUCAGCAGUUGUUCGAGAAUUUCACGAUGACGUCGACACAAAUGCAAACAACUCUGAAGAUACAUCAGCUGACGGUCAGUAAUAUAUUUAAAAUUCCACUAACUCUGGUAUAGUGUAAUAUUUAGACAUUCUAAGUACUAGAUAAAACAUGAGCAGCCGAUCUGUAUCUGAUAUACAAACUCGAGCCGAAGGCGAGAGUUUGUAUAUCAGAUAUACAGAUCGGAUACGAAUGUUUUAUCGUACUUAAAAAAUGACCCAUCUUAUGAGUUCAUUGGCGAAGUAAUUUAAUUUAAAAAUAAACUUUGCCGGUCUAAGCCGAGAAAAUCAAAGCUGAAGUUUAUGUAAAUCAGGAAAAAUCUUUAUCCGAUUUACAAACUUUCAUUUCUUUUGUAUUUUCCUCGUGAAUUAUUAAUGAAUUUUUUAAGAACAAAUACAAGUUGACGAGAGGUAAUGAAGGAUGUGAUUGUCGCUCACAUUUGAGCACCAACUUUGAUGAGAGUUGAUGAAAGUUUUCACCACAGGCGAUAAAAUCCAGUUAACUCGCAUCAACUUUCAACAACUCUUGUUCCCAUUUAACUGGCUAGCAUGAGAAUUGAGAAAAAUCUCGCUCGCUUCCAAAGCUCUCAUCAAGACAUCAACCCUAUUCAUCAUUUUUCCAGGACAUUACGAGGAGGUUGGAAUACCAUCAGUUGGAGUACACAAGAAGUUGGGAUACAAAACGCCAGGCCAAAUCGAAGCCUAUGAAGAACCCAAAAUGUCGCAGGAAAAUCCCGGUUAUACUGAGUUUGAUAAGAACAGACUCCAAGGCAGAAAUGCAGCGGAUGAUAGCACCUAUCAGAAACUACAAUGGCGCCGAGAUUCAGAUGUUACACCAGCUCAUGAGAGAAGAGAGUCAAAUGAGGACAUCAAAAUGGGAAGAAACUUACCAGGCUACGAGGAGUUGGAUCAAAGCAAACGCGAAGCUGACGAUUAUACCUUGUUUACCAAAAGUGGACAAAAACCUGAACUGGCCUAAGGUCGUGCAUAUAUAUCUGUACUUAAAGGGAAAUGGCAAGAAAAAUUAACGGUUUGUCUUAUUUGGAAGAACCUUUAAAAUUAUAGACGAGGACCGUUCACAAUUAUUUUAUCCCGAGUUUAUAGGCGUAUUUAGUAUUUUUUCUUUAAUUAAUCUUGUUAAACAUUUGAUAAAACACGGAAGUAGAGAAUUGAUGUUACUGUAUAGCAAGUGUCAAGUUGACAUUUUAUAAAAUACCAAGAAACUGUGACUUUCUACAAGUUAUUUGCUGUGGAUAUAGCAUAUCUACAUAUUUUUUUUCUCAUUUCGUGCCCUGCGACUCCUUAAACUAACCCUGUAUUUCUCUACUUUUCUUACUUUAAUCCCGCUACCAAAUAGAACGUAAUCUCACGUCCCGCAGUAUAUAUGCAUAUUACCUACAUCAAAUGAUUCUUAUCAUUUAUAGCUUGCUUCUCAGUUAUUAUGAAAUUAUAAAAUAAUUAUGAAAUUUAUUAAUAUUGGUAGAUUGUUAAUUCUUUGUUUCUCUUUAUACUUGUUGUACGUAAAUUCAAUUUGUGUAAAUAUUCAGUCACUCUGACCCUCACAUUAUUGUUCAAACUAUAUCUGGUGAACAAGCUUUCAGGCAUUUUUAGUAAUAGCGAUUUCUGAAAGCUACUGGCUACUCAUUAUUAAUUAAUAUUAAUUCUUAUUAUUAUAAGCUGUACAAAUUAUUUCCAAAAGCGAACAAAUAAAUCGUUGUUGUCGUGCAUAUGGCCAAAUCCCAGCAUGAUACAAAUAUCUCCAAAGAUCAAAGCAUAUUUUAUGGUCAUUUUGCAUAAUUUAAUGAGAAAAUUACUGACAAGC